AUGGCCCUCCCGAUACAAGAUCUUCCUGCCUGGGCCCGCCUCAACGAUGUCUCCUUCGACAAUGUCGAGGUAACCACCACCGUGGACAAGGGAUACGGCGUGGUCAGCCAAAAGGACCUCGCUGCCCCUGAAGGCACCGUCGAGACCCCACAGCUGCUCGCCGUCCCUCACGACCUCAUCCUCAACUCUCUGGCUGUCGAGGAACACGCAAAAGAAGACAAAGAGUUCAAACAGCUCCUAGAAGCCGUCGGACACCAUACGGCUGACAAUAACGUAGCCACCCCGCGUCAACGUUCUGCUCUUCCUGCUUGUUCAACAGUCUUGCUGCCUACCGUCUGGACCGAGGACGAAAGGCCACUGUUGAAAGGCACCUCACUGGAGGUGGCUGUGGGAGCAAAACUCAGAGCCCUCGACAAUGAGUUUGAAAUGAUCCGAGAAGCCUCGUCUGAUAUCCCUUACUGGAACGGCCUUCUUUGGCACAGUGGCGCCGUCUCGCUCAAAGACUGGGUGCAUCUCGACGCCCUCUAUCGAUCAAGAUGCCUGGAGCUUCCCAAAUCCGGAGAGUCAAUGGUCCCCUGCAUCGACAUGAUCAACCAUUCGUCCGACCCAAGUGCCUACUACGACCAAAACUCCGACUACGAGGCAGUACUGUUACUUCGCCCGGGAGCGAGCAUGUCCAAGGGUCAGGAAGUAACCAUCAGUUACGGCGACACCAAGUCUGCAGCUGAGAUGCUCUUUAGCUACGGCUUCAUCGACCCCGAAUCGACGUCCGAGAGCCUGGUACUCCCUCUGGCACCCUUUCCCGACGACCCAUUGGCCAAGGCGAAGCUUGUCGCGUUUGGGAAAGCGCCCAAAGUCCACGUGGCUCGGGAGAGCGGCAGCAUCCGGUGGGACAGCAAUUUUGCAUAUCUCAAGUGUGUCAACGAGGAGGACGGCCUGGACUUUCGCAUCCUGCAGGACAACGAGGGAAACCAGCAGCUGCGCGUUUUCUGGCAAGAUGAAGACGUUACAGAUCAGAUUUCCGAGUUCCAAAAACUAGUAGCCCAAACUCACCCCCUCCCCGAAGUCCUCAGACUUCGAGUUGCCGUCUCAGUUCAGGAGAACCUUGAGAUCCAUCUUGAGCAGCUCAAGUCGGAGCUUCCCCGCCACGACUCUUCGACAGUCAGAGAAGAAUGUCUCAAGCAUGGUCUGCUGCUCCGACAGAUCGAAACGAGUCUAUUGGAAGAUGCCAUCCAAGCGUUGGAACAAGAGAAAAACUCGCUACUGGAAGCCGAAAACGUGGUGGCUUAUCUCGGAUCGAUGGAGACUUCCAAUUCGGACCUAGUCGGCGAAGAGGCGUCCAAUGAGGCCGACGACUUCAGCUAA
Molecule: messenger RNA, 1365 nt
Organism: Podospora anserina S mat+
Lineage: Eukaryota; Fungi; Ascomycota; Sordariomycetes; Sordariales; Podosporaceae
Exons: 4
Coding region: 1-1365 (454 amino acids)
Biological process (GO): peptidyl-lysine monomethylation
Cellular component (GO): nucleus
Molecular function (GO): protein binding; protein-lysine N-methyltransferase activity
Source: RefSeq, a predicted model, not a curated record